Messenger RNA from Mytilus californianus (California mussel), 2958 nucleotides. RefSeq names its product ankyrin repeat and SOCS box protein 8-like. The transcript has 5 exons. NCBI's taxonomy places the organism in Eukaryota, Metazoa, Mollusca, Bivalvia, Mytilida, Mytilidae. Gene Ontology annotation, biological process: intracellular signal transduction. Gene Ontology annotation, molecular function: protein binding. The record is from RefSeq and is a predicted model, not a curated record. The coding region runs from base 128 to 904 and encodes 258 amino acids.
UAUACCGGAAGUGAAAGAAGAAAACCACAACAUUCGUAAAAAAAAUACAGAAAAGAAUUUUUGUCUGGUCCCAUAUACCAAGUGCCUUACUAAAUGCACCUCAAGCCCUGAUGCCUGGCAAGCUGUGAUGGGGGGCAAGGCCAGUAGUUUGAUAUGGUGCGAAUACAACCCACCAACUUUCUCAACACAGAGCAAGCCAUCAAGCUAUUUGUAUUGCUACAAAUUACCUCCCCCUAGCUAUAACUACAACUGGACUGAUCUUCACUAUGCAGCAAGUCAUGGAAAUGUCCGAAGAAUUCAAGAAAUUAUACACAAAUCUGGUACUAUUAACUUGAAUAAAAAAGACUAUUAUGGAAAGACACCUUUAUAUUGGGCUGCAUACAAAGGUCAUAAAGGUUGUGUAGAGGAAUUAUUAAAGUUUGGUGCCUCAGUUAACACAAAAUGUCGCCAUGGUGGAUCUCCACUUCAUGCAGUAGUCAGUUUAUAUCCAGAAUGUGCCUUACUACUUAUUAAGCAUGGUGCAGAUGUAAAUUUAGCAGAUAACUGGGGUGUGACACCAAUGUACUUAGCUGCCACCAGUGGACAAAUUGAAGUGAUGAAAUAUCUGUUGGCCUCAGGUGCAUCACCUGAGGUCAGGAAUAAGAAAACUGGGGAGAUUCCAAGGCAGUUGAACAGUCAUAAAGAAUUUUGCAAUUAUUUGUCAAGCCUUUCCAAAAAUCCACCUUCUUUGCAACAGUUGUGUCGAGUAAAUAUUAGACAAAGAAUGAAAGAACAUCCUAAUGUAAAAAUUAAAUAUCUUGCAGUCCCAAAGACAUUGAAAGACUAUUUAUCGUUGGCUGAGUAUGAGUCUCAGCCACAGAAACAAUCUAGUCCUUCAAGCUUUAAUGUGCUUUGUCAAUCUUAAUGUGAUAGCAUAAUGAUUUUAAUUUCAAGGUUAUAUUAUUUAAAUAUACAAUUUAUAGCAUAUAUUCACAUUUAAAAUUUAGUUUUUGUGAUCACUUUUAGUAGACAAAAUGUUGGCUUCUGUUGAAAUAUGAUUCUGUCUUAAUUUGUUGGAUAACAAAUAAAUUUGAUAUUUGCCAAUGUUAUAUGUACUGUACUGUGUAAAAGUGUUUGGGUACUGAGUGAAAUGUUCAUAUUUGUCAAAUAUAAGCAUGCAUGUCUUUACUCUUAUGUACAGAAGAUUUAGAUAGUACAUUAUUGAAUUAUGUCUGCUGCAAUACAAACAAUUUAUUUGAAAGUCAUCUUGACCUUGUCGAGUAAACCAGGGUAAUUGCUGGUGAUUUAGGAAAAUGUUUUGUUUUGCUCUUUGUUAUUUCAUAUUAUUUGCAUAUUGUUAUUACAGCUUGAUAUAAUUUAAUACAUGUGUGAAAGUAUAUAAUUUUUUGUUAAAAUCACAAUUUAUGCAUUAUAUUUAUAUUUUUCAUGCAUGCAUGCGUUGUUCAGGCAUGUGUUAUCUUUUGUCAAUGUCAGUUAAUUUUAAGUCCAUCAUAACAACUUUAGAUGAAACAUUUUGAUUUUUAUUUAGGAACAGGGACCAAAUCGUUUUAGCUUAAACUCCAGGGCUUAUUAAUAAUUUAUAGAAUUGCACACAAUGUACCAGUACCUAAAUCCAGUAUUUUUCUUUAGGAUUUACUUGUUUAGUUCAUUCUUUUUUGAAUUAAAUGCAUGGGAGGCACUUUUUUUAGACCCCAACCACGCAUUACGGUAUAUAAAAUUUGCAUUUUUUUUUACAAUUUUUUCCAAAUUUGAAGGAAAAUGCAACCACCCAUAAUUUUUAAUUUGAGUACCUCUCAUCCCUUCACUACUAUCAAUUUUGGAACAGCCCUUAUUUACACAGUGUACAAACAUGAAGAAUUUAUAUUUGCACACCAGUAAUUGUUUAUUUUAUAUGAACUAUCAAUCAGAUCUUAUAAAAAAAUUAUUAGUAAAAAUCAUUUCAGCCAAAUCAUCUGACUAUCAAUUAUAUAAUCAAUCUUGUUUUGUAAUGAAUAAACAAAGAAUAUUAUAAAUGACAUUCAUAAAUCACAAAGCAUAAUCAUGACAGUAACAGGUAUCAUAUGCACUGAAUAAGCAACACCAAAUUAUCUACAGCUAUUUAAAGUUAUAUUAGAAAUUGAUCUCAAUAUUACUCACAUAAAUCAGCUUGCAUAAGGUAACUUUAUAUAGAUAUAGGAAGAUGUGGUAUGAAUGCCAAUGAGACAACUCUCCAUCCAAGUUACAAUUUAUAAAAGUAAACCAUUAUAGGUCAAGGUACGGCCUUCAACACGGAGCAUUGGCUCACACCGAACAGCAAGCUAUAAAGGGCCCCAAAAAAUUACUAGUGUAAAACCAUUCAAACUGAAAAACCAACGAUCUAAUCUAUAUAAAAACGAGAAACGAGAAACACGUAUGAACUACAUAAACAGACGACAACUACUGUAAUCAGAUUCCUGACUUAGGACAGGUUUAGAUUAGAUAAACAUGAGUUCCAUCUGAGCAAUGUUAGUACUACAUUAGUAUUUUUUUUUAACGGUUUUAUAAAAUUUAAAUUGCAAAAUUUAAGUUGUGACAUUGAACUUUAUUUUCUUACAAACAUUUAUACAUAGUCUAGCUUAUUAUGUUAAAGCAGGUUAAUUAUGACAAACUAUUCAUUAGAAAAAAUCUGUACACCUAAAUUCUUGAGAAAAUGUUAUAAAAUGGCACAAUUUGAGGGUACAGGCAGUGAAGUUGAUGUCAAGAGGUUAUAUUAUUUUUGUUUUUUUACAUUUAGAAGUACUACGAGAGAAUAAAUAGGACAAAGGGAUUGUGUUUAAAGCGAUUGUGUUGAAAGGGAUUGUGUUGAAAGCGAUUGUGUUGCCUUUUAUUUUAUUUUCUGUUGUUUGAGAUUUUGUUAUGAAAGCUUUUGAAUGUUUUUCAUUUGGAAGGCUAUAUGAUUUAUAAAGUUUGCAUGUGCCAAAUAACAUGUUUUAAAAGUUU